This is a messenger RNA of Monoraphidium neglectum, 975 nucleotides long. Its product is annotated as Thylakoid ADP,ATP carrier protein, chloroplastic. Bases 1 to 975 code for a protein of 324 amino acids. The transcript is spliced from 5 exons. Gene Ontology annotation, molecular function: ATP:ADP antiporter activity. The record is from RefSeq and is a predicted model, not a curated record. Gene Ontology annotation, biological process: mitochondrial ATP transmembrane transport; mitochondrial ADP transmembrane transport. Gene Ontology annotation, cellular component: mitochondrial inner membrane; thylakoid membrane. NCBI's taxonomy places the organism in Eukaryota, Viridiplantae, Chlorophyta, Chlorophyceae, Sphaeropleales, Selenastraceae.
AUGGCAUCGCCGGCGCCGGCGCCGGACCAGCAGCUGCUGCAGGCGCCGGCACCCGCCGCCUCGCCACCGGUGCCGCCACCAACGACAGCGGCGCGCCCGCGCGGGGGCGCCUGGGACGGCGCUAAGAUGUUCUUGGCGGGCGGCUCGGCGGGCGCGGUGGCGCGCACCUGCACCGCGCCGCUUGAUAGGAUCAAGCUCCUGUUCCAAGUGCAGGCCGUCCCCAGUUCUGGCGCCAGCCCCUCCUCGUACACUGGUGUGCUGCAGGCGGCCGCCAAGAUAUACAGGGAGGAGGGCCCUCUCGCCUUCUGGAAGGGCAACGGGGUCAACGUGGUCCGCAUCUUCCCCUACUCGGCAGCCCAGCUGGCGGCGAACGACCAGUUCAAGCGCCUGCUGGCCGGCGGCGGAGGGGAGCUCGACGUGCCCCGCCGCCUGGCCAGCGGCGCGGCGGCGGGCAUGGCGGCGACGGCGCUGACACACCCUCUGGACGUCGUAAGGCUGCGCCUGGCGCUGCCCGGCCACGCGUACCGCGGCGCCGUCGACGCCGCGCGCCGCAUGGUGCGCGCCGAGGGGCCGCUGUCGCUGUACCGCGGCCUGGCGCCCACCCUGGUGGGCAUCGCGCCCUACGCGGCCAUCAAUUUUGCGUCCUAUGACCUCAUUAAGAAGCGGCUGUACGGCGGCGAGAAGCCCCAGCGCGCCGCCGCCAACCUGCUCGUCGGCGCCGCCAGCGGCACGCUCGCCGCGACCGCGUGUUACCCCCUCGACACGGUGCGCCGCCGCAUGCAGAUGCGCGGCCACGCAUAUGACGGGCAGCUGCACGCGCUGUCGACGAUCUGGCGGGCCGAGGGCGCGCGCGGCUUCUAUAGGGGCUGGGCCGCUAAUACGCUGAAGGUGGUGCCCCAGAACGCGAUCAGGAUGGUGGCUUAUGAAUAUCUCAAGGCGCUCUUGGGGGUGCAGCGCGCGAAGACGGACACGUGA